AUGCUCAAAAUUACUAUUAAAUACUUAAUAUUAUUUUUAGUUUUGAUCAUUCAAUUUACAUACCAAGACGAUGUUGACGAGCACAGUGAUUUAAUAAAAGUUAUAUCGAACUUUUUUAUCCAAAGACAUAUCCAAACAGUUACUGCUGCUACAUGUUGGCCUACAGAUGUAAACGAAGAAUUAUUAAAGACGUUUUCGACAAUCGACAAAUCUUUGAGUUUUUGUUUAUUCACCCCUCAAACAUACGCCACCUGGUAUAGACACGGAUACAUAGUUGAUUUGUCUUGUGAUGGGACACUAAACUUCUUGCAUAAGGUAUCAAACGAUCGAUUAUUCAACUUGCAAAACGACUGGUUAUUGUUUAACCAAAAAUCAAUUUCAAACACAAGUGAUACCUUGACGAUUGCUUCGAUUGUUUUUGAGACAUACUUGGGUAAAUCCUACGUUUUACCGGAUUCUGGUGUGUUCUUGUUUCAAAAAAUCGGAAAUAAUGUUUGGGAGAUUUGGAGUGGUUUCCGAGCAAGUAAAUUGGAUACUGUUCGAGUUUUCAAAACCGGUUUGGCAUCAAAAUAUAACAUAGAAAUAAACGAUUCGACUGAACUAAGAAUGAAUUUUCGGGGAGCUACAUUAAAAGCGACUACUGUGAUUUUUAAUCCAUCCGAAUUUGUCGGUUUCAAUCAGACAACAACAUCCGGCUUGGAUGUAUACACUUACAUGCAUUAUCCAAUGAUUCAAAUUUUAGGUUAUCAACUGAACUUCAAUUAUACCAUGAGAAUAACUGAUGAUCACGGCUGGUCUAACGGCAAUGGUUCUUUCUCCGGUUUAAUUGGUAAUUUGCAAAGAGAAGAAAGUGAUUUUGGUGCUGCUGGUUCGCUAAUGAGACUUGAUAGAAUGACAGCAGUUGAUUUUACAGUUGGGACAGUCUCUUUAGAGAGCAAUAUAUUAUUCAAACAACCGAUGUUAUCCAGUAUCACCAAUAUUCAUAUUAAACCAUUUAAGUAUGAAGUAUGGCAAAUUACCUUACUUAUGCUUAUCGGAUUCGUCUUGAUUCUUCUAUUUUUAAAUAAAUUCAAAGUAAAUCGCGGUCCAUCGAUAACUGUGUUGGACAUUAUUGGAUUAGUUCAAGGUGCUAUCUGUCAACAAGGUUAUACAAUUGUCUUAAUUUUGAAUUCUAUAAAAAUCGUGGUCUUUGUAUUAUUUCUAACUACCUUCUUUCUAUUCAACGCGUACUCAGCUUCAAUUGUGAGUUUAUUUCAGUCAACGAGCUCUUCAAUAAAUAACGUAAAAGAUUUUCUUCACGAAAAAUCAAUGACAAUGAGUAUACAGAUUGCCUCAUACGCAAAACCUUAUUUUAACGAAACGACAAAUGAAAUAUUGAGAAAACUUUAUGACAUGAAAAUAAAACCAUACGAUGAAAACAACUCGUUCACAGAUGCACAAAAGGGAAUUGAAAGGAUUCGCACUGAAUUCCACGGAUUUAUGGUUGAAAAAACGUCAGCUUAUCAAAUCAUCAAUAAAAAGUGGAGAGAAGAAGAGAAAUGUGGAUUAUAUGAAAUUCAACUGUUCAAACUACCUGUUCUAGCCAUACCAGUGGUCAAGAAAUCUGGUCACAAAGAUGUAUUCAAACAAAAGUUAAUUCAACAACACGAGGUUGGAAUUAGAAAACGAUUAAUUCAAAGAUGGACGCCACACAAGCCGACAUGUGACUCUGUGAAAAUAAAUAGGAAAUAUGUCAGUGUAUCUAUCAAAGAUAUACUUCCAACGAUAAUGUUGUUCGGUUAUGGGUUGUUAAUUUCUUUGAUGGUACUUAUGUUGGAACUAGCUUAUCAUUUCCUUAUGAACUACAUGAACAAUAAAUUUAAAAAAGCAGACAAAGCCACAAAAAUUAAAUUCAAAGGGAAAUUAUUAUAUCCUCAAGGAGAUCAGAAAUAUGAUAAAUAA
Macrosiphum euphorbiae (potato aphid) is the source of this 1941-nucleotide messenger RNA. Lineage: Eukaryota; Metazoa; Arthropoda; Insecta; Hemiptera; Aphididae. The record is from the annotation of a GenBank genome assembly.